This is a messenger RNA of Auanema sp. JU1783, 273 nucleotides long. Lineage: Eukaryota; Metazoa; Nematoda; Chromadorea; Rhabditida; Rhabditidae. The record is from the annotation of a GenBank genome assembly.
CGAUGCAAGAUCGUCAGGUAUACCUCUUAUGGAAACGGUUUUCUGAGAAACAACAAACUCUACACUGACACUAUCGUGCAGUUAGCGUUACAGUUGGCUUUUCUGAAAACCCAUGGAUCGUUUGCUCCAAUUUAUGAAACAGCUUCUACCAGGAAGUUCUUCCAUGGGCGAACGGAAACUGUUCGAGGUUGCACUGUAGAGAUGGUAGCUUUUGGAAAAGCAGUUCUAGGGAGUUCUAAGGUUGCGCUCUUCGGGAUUUUGGGGUUUCGAUGA